AUGUUGAUGUGGAAACUUUUGAACAAAAAGAAAGCACCAGGAAAGGGGAAAAAUAAAUAUAGAACAUCUGAGAGUUUAAAUCAAUCUCGCCUUCCAUCUCUUUCUAGGUCACACAUCUGGAUACAAUUGGACACAAAGUUCAAAAAGCUGCUAAUUCCCAAAAGACAUACUCAAAGUCUCAAAUGGAUUAAAUCAAUCAAAUCUUCAUCAUUCUUGUAA
This is a messenger RNA of Lactuca virosa, 219 nucleotides long. The record is from the annotation of a GenBank genome assembly. Lineage: Eukaryota; Viridiplantae; Streptophyta; Magnoliopsida; Asterales; Asteraceae.